GAUCAUUUUGCAUAUAAGUUACUUGUUCAAAAUCGUUUGAGAUUUGCUUGGUAAAGUAGGUCUAAAAGAAGUUGGACUCAUUUUAUUGGAUCACAAAAUAUAAUGAACGGAGCGAUGGCCAUGGCACCAACAUCCCAGAAUAAUGUGGAACCUCCAAACAAGAAACCUAGAGUUGAAGAUGUUACAGCGGAGAGACAGUACAGAAUCUGUGGCCUACGACUGAGCUGUGAUCAUGAGCGUGCGCCAAACAAAGAAAGAGAACGCUACAUUCGUUGAACAGAACAAAUCAGAGUUUUGCAAACUCCCACUGACACAGCAUCUAUUGUCGAGUACCAAAUAUGAUGCGUAUGUUAGAUAGGGAAUGCAUCAGAGUUCUUGCCCGGCCCUAUAUAUGAUCUCAAUCAAAUAAAACAAGUUGUUGCUGGACCUGGAGCUAAAUAUCUUACAUUACCUGGCAUUCUAGGUGCGGGUCUUCCAAAAAUUACAUCUGAACAACAGGAUACAGUAAAUAGAGCAAAAAAGUAUGCAAUGGAACAAAGCAUCAAAAUGGUUUUAAUGAAGCAGACUCUCGCGCAUCAACAGCAGCAAAUGGCUAGUCAACGGAAUCAGGUGCAGAGACAGCAGGCUCUCGCCCUCAUGUGCAGGGUAUAUGUGGGCAGCAUCAGUUUUGAAUUAAAAGAGGACACGAUUAGGCAAGCUUUCUUGCCUUUUGGUCCUAUAAAAUCAAUCAACAUGUCUUGGGAUCCAGUUACACAGAAGCACAAAGGAUUCGCAUUCGUCGAAUACGAGAUACCUGAAGCAGCACAACUUGCUUUGGAACAAAUGAAUGGUGUCAUGAUUGGUGGACGUAACAUCAAGGUUGUGGGGCGUCCGUCGAAUAUGCCCCAGGCCCAGUCUGUUAUUGAUGAAAUUACAGAAGAAAGUAAACACUAUAAUCGAAUUUAUAUUGCGUCAAUCCAUCAAGAUUUAACCGAGGAUGAUAUUAAAUCCGUGUUUGAAGCGUUUGGACCAAUUACAUAUUGUAAAUUGGCACAAGGCAGCUCGCCCCAUCGACAUAAAGGUUACGGUUUUAUUGAAUACGAAACAAUGCAGGCCGCGUUAGAAGCUAUCGCAUCAAUGAAUUUAUUUGACUUGGGUGGGCAAUACUUGCGAGUAGGCAGAGCUAUUACUCCACCAAAUGCUCUUAUGGGUCCACCAAGUGGAACUAGUAUGAUGCCUACCGCUGCUGCGGUUGCAGCUGCAGCUGCAACUGCAAAAAUUCAGGCAAUGGAUGCUGUAGCUAGUAAUGCAGUUGCUCUUGGUUUGACCAAGCUUGGAGCAGCUGCCCCGCCGAUUUUGAAUCAAGCUUUGCCUGGUAUAGUAAGACCCACUAUUGCCCCAGCGACAAUGAUGGCACCGCCAACUAUAGCAACGGUAGCACCUGUUAUACCUCCGCCUGGUAUAGCUAUACCGCAAACUUUAACUCGGCCUCCUGCGAUAAUUCAACCGAUACCUGGACAGCCAGUUGUUAUACCUCCUCCAGCUGUUGUAGCACCUACAAUAGUAGGAACUCCAGUCAUACCUGUUACAACUACGACGAAUUCCGAUAUUAUGAGACGGGCACAAGAACAAGCAGCUCAUCAAAAACAACAGGAAGAAUUACAGAAGAAAUUGUUAGAGGAGACAGAACCCCAAACAUUACAGCAACAAGAAAAUAUGUCGAUCAAAGGACAAAGUGCGCGUCAUCUUGUUAUGCAGAAACUUAUGCGCAAAGUUGAAUCUCGUGUUGUUAUUUUACGAAACAUGGUAGCCCCAGAAGAUGUAGAUGAAAGUUUACAAGAAGAAAUUCAAGAUGAAUGUUCUAAAUUUGGAGUUGUAGAAAGAGUUAUUAUUUAUAAUGAACGACAAUCGGAAGAUGACGAAGAUGCAGAAGUUAUCGUAAAAAUAUUUGUUGAAUUUUCUCAAAUGAGUGAAGCGGAACGUGCAAGGGAUUCUUUGAAUGGUCGUUAUUUCGGUGGACGUUUAGUGAAGGGAGAAUUAUAUGAUCAAGCUUUAUUCGAUAAUAGUGACUUUUCUGGUUGAUCAUAAGAUACUUAUUAUCUGUUGAAUUCGUCAGUUUCUUUGAAACAAAAGAAAAGUUAUACUAUCGUUGAGUGAUAUUCCGUGCGUCUAAUCGAAAGUACAUAAUACAUCUUUUGAAGUUUCAACACUUAUAGUCUAUCUUCUGACUAAGAAGUCUAGCUUUUAAUUUUUAUCUACAUUUUUGUAGACUUUAAAUUAAUAGAUCAGUCAAAACUAUUAUCAUUACUUAAUAAGAUAAUAGUUUUAAAAAAUCGUUUUAACACUUAGCCAACCGCGCGCGUCACAGCGAGCUAUAUGUUUCUCACCGCGCUCGAACAAGUUAACCUAUACGCUGUCCACCGCGCAUGUUUCCAAGGUAAUGAUUUUAUUUAACGAUUUCACAUAUUGUUUAUACAAAACAUCAAAUUAAAAGUAUAUAUUAAAAGUAUAAAAAAAUAUAGGUAACAUUAAAAACAUUAAAGGUGAUUAACCCUUUCGCUACGGGCGGCUUCUCCGCCGCGGCAUUCCCGCUGAACGAGUCGCCGCGCCAAAACAGAGCAUAGUACGCGAGAAAGAUCAUAAACGCUGCCGCGUUUACGUCUCACUGCAAACCGAGCUGCUCUGACGGUGUUUUUCGAAGAAAAAAACUUUCCUCAAAACAGAGUAUUUAUAACUUCUUAAUAAUAUAAUAUAAUAUAAUAUGAUAUGAUACUAAUAGCUUUUAAUAAUGGUAUUGCGUGUAGUAUUUUUCGAAACAUGGUGUUACACAUUGGCCAACAUCGCAAAUCUGGCACUGGUAUCGCGAUUCGCUCCACAGUUUCCAUCAAUCGAUUAUAAUCGAAAACACACUUUGGUUUUUUUAAUCAUUUUCUGCGUGCGAUAAUGACGUUUCGAAACUCUUCAUUGUGAAAAGAGGACAACAUAUACAUUGCCCUCUUGUCACACCGUUUUAUUGUUAAUAAAAGGCUUGAGGAUGUACAAUACUCGUCGUAUGUAUAAUACGCGGUAUCUUACGCAGAGUGACUAUAGUCGCCCGUAGUACGUCAGUGGUAUCUUACGCAGAGCGAUUGUAGUCGCCCGUAGUAUGUCAGUGGCAUUUUACGGAAAGCGACUGUAGUCGCCCGUAAUAGCGAAAGGGUUAAACAUAAAUAACACAACUUGAACGUGAAAUUAAAAAUUCAUGAUGCAUUUUAAUAUUUUUUUACAAUGUGGUAUCGUUCGAUUAUAGCUUUAUGUAGUCAUAACGGAUAUUGUAACUUUUUAAUUAAUUUUAAUAUCACUAAAUUGGUGUAUUUUAUUAUAUACUGUACUUUAUAAAAGCAGAAAAAGUGGUGCAAUCAAUUGGGAACAAUUUCAUGUGAACAAUAACUGAUAAUAACAAAAAAAAAGAAGAGAACGCGUUGCAAAAGUCAAAAGGAGAGAUCUUCCCGGUCGGUCACGCAGAUCUCCCUAUUCGGUUGGCUAAAUGUUAAAGUAUAAGUUGGAAAUAACUAUUGAAUGGAAGAUUUGCAAUUGGAUCACUAUUAUUACUUCUGUAUAAAACGGAUAUUUUAUUUAAAUUCAGUAGCAGACUAAUUUUUGUUCAGAGAGGGUUAAUUUACAGAUGAAUAUAAGUACAUAUGCAGAAAAAUAGGGUAUUAAUAAAUUGUUUUAUUCAUAGACCAUAAACAAAUGAUAUACACAUUUAAAUUAUAUGUCGUACUACAAGUAUAUGUUAUAAUAAAGUUUGUACAUAUUUA
Bombus huntii is the source of this 3779-nucleotide messenger RNA. RefSeq names its product poly(U)-binding-splicing factor half pint (gene hfp). Bases 529 to 2061 code for a protein of 510 amino acids. Gene Ontology annotation, cellular component: catalytic step 2 spliceosome; precatalytic spliceosome. Gene Ontology annotation, biological process: mRNA splice site recognition; regulation of alternative mRNA splicing, via spliceosome; alternative mRNA splicing, via spliceosome. NCBI's taxonomy places the organism in Eukaryota, Metazoa, Arthropoda, Insecta, Hymenoptera, Apidae. The transcript has 11 exons. Gene Ontology annotation, molecular function: RNA binding. The record is from RefSeq and is a predicted model, not a curated record.